Molecule: messenger RNA, 374 nt
Organism: Staurois parvus
Lineage: Eukaryota; Metazoa; Chordata; Amphibia; Anura; Ranidae
Source: the annotation of a GenBank genome assembly
UCCCUCGGACACAGCAGAUCACCGAUCCACGGAAAGAGCCGAAGAUGUCGGCUCGGUCAUGUGAUCAGCUGUGUCCAAUCACAGCUGAUCACAUGGGACAUAUACACAGAUCAUCAGGGCACUGAUGAUCAGUGUGCCCUGAUGAUCAGUGUAGCCCCAGCAGUGCCACCUGUCAGUGUCCAUCAGUGCCUUGUGUCAGUGCUCAUCAGUGCCAUGUGCCAAUGUCCAUCAGUGCCGCAUCAAUGCCACAUAUCAGUGCCCAUCUGAGCUGCCUUUCAGUGUCACCCAUCAGUGCCAGUCAGUGCCACCUAUCAGUGCUGCCAAUCAGUUUCACCUAUCAGUCAGUGCCUAUCAGUCAGUGCCACCUAACAGUG